AUGACAAGGUCAAUUUUGGAUAACAGUGAAAAGAUGAGAAUCGGAGAUGGACCUUUCCCUUUCCAGGAUUUCUUUGAAGAUAAAUUAGAUGAAGAAAGUGUGAUUCUCACAUUGGUUCCAGUUAAUGAGGAACAUAAUGAAGAGCAUCAAAUGGAACCAAGCAUUUCUUCAACCUCAGGAGCCAACCUGAGGAUGCCUAGGACAAACAACGCAGUUUAUUUUCCUCAAAUGAAUGAACAAUUCAAAGAUUACCCCAAACCAAUUUUUCUCUUGCCAACCAUUUUGCCUUCAAUUAAUAAAGUGUGUCAUGAUACUUUGUGGAACUGGUGCCAACAAAUUAAUUUGACUACUGAAGAGAAAAUAGAGAUUUAUAUGAGGCUGAAGGAACAUGCUUACUCUGAAGAAAAACAGAAUAUUACUGAAGCACCACAGGAGGCCACACUGCAGUCCUGUUCAAGGAAAUGGAAGAUGGUGACCAAGAGAACAAGGAGUAAUAAAACUUGUAAGAUGAGUAAGAAAGAGAAAUGGACCAAUACAGUUGAAGUGAUAACUUCAGCUCAGGAGGCCAUGAUGGCAGCAUGGUCAAGAAUUGCUGCAAGAGCAGUGCAGCCUAAGGCUGUGAAUUCAUGUCCCAUUCCUGUUCCUACUGAGAACUUUCUGCUGCAAACAUCUGGUGUCAGGUGGUGUGUGGUCCAUGGCAGACCUCUGCUGGCAGACAAAGAGAGGUGGGUUAGUCUGCAGUUCCAUGCUUGUCAGGCCUGGGUGCCUGGCACUCCCAAGAAGAUGAUCUCUCUUCUCCUGUUACUGGCCUGCACUUUCCCAUCCUCAGACCUGGAAGACAAUAUGUUAUGCUCAGAAUGUGUUAAGAGGAAUAAAAGGAUGAUGGAAAGACUAAUCAAAAUGAAGAAGAAGAAGAAACCUCGUUUGAACACACCCACAUCAUUCCUUUUGGAUGGAUCAUGUCUGCAAUAA
Molecule: messenger RNA, 972 nt
Organism: Pteronotus mesoamericanus
Lineage: Eukaryota; Metazoa; Chordata; Mammalia; Chiroptera; Mormoopidae
Product: developmental pluripotency-associated protein 2-like
Biological process (GO): system development
Cellular component (GO): nucleus
Molecular function (GO): chromatin binding
Source: RefSeq, a predicted model, not a curated record